Messenger RNA from Gavialis gangeticus (Gharial), 1907 nucleotides. RefSeq lists its product as uncharacterized. Lineage: Eukaryota; Metazoa; Chordata; Crocodylia; Gavialidae. The transcript is spliced from 5 exons. The coding region runs from base 638 to 1249 and encodes 203 amino acids. The record is from RefSeq and is a predicted model, not a curated record.
UCUUCGACAAGAGACGGAAGGUCUGACGUGAUAGGAAGGACUGAUGCACCGGAUGAGGUUUUGAGCCCGUAUCCAUUGAAGUCGGCAGGACCAUUGCCACCGACUUCGGUUGGGUCAGGGUUGGCCCUUUGUGUGCAACAGCUCAGUGUAGGCAGUCUGGUGUGGCCCGGUCCUGAGUCGUCGGAAAGUUUAUUUCCAAAGUGCAAUUUAUUUCCAAAGCCUCCUCGCUUGGGCGGGUUCAGGCAGACCGGGGUUUUGUGGACGAAUUGGAGGAAGGGGAGAGCAUCGGCCUUAUGGGUGGCAGGGAGCGCGGAGAGCGUGGAGCGCCUGGCGGAAUAAGCAGGCAAGAGGAUGCUUGAAUCUGAAUGGGAGAAAGCUGGCUUUGGGGACAUGAGGGGAGCCCACACGCCCCUUCGGUGCCAGGAUGCUGGGUGUCAAUCUAAUACAUUGCUCACCACAAGCUGAGGACUCUGUGACCCGUUUCCUCACCCACAGCGGGUACUUUACACUGGGUAUCACAGUCUUCAACAGCCAGCUUUCAUUUUCUUCAUAAACAAGCCCACUGCUUUCCAUUCAGCAAAGCAGGAAGCUCUGAGACUCAGGAGCUCUUGCCCCUGCACGCGCCCAGACUGCGCAGAUGUUGCCCUUGGCUCUUGGCUGCUUGUGGCUCCUCCUGCAAAGACUGGCAGUGGCAGCAGUGUCCAUGGACAGCCAGUGUGGGGCAGCAGCAGUCCUCCCUUGCCCCCCUGCUGCCAAAGGGAUGCAGAACUUCUGGGCCAGUGGCUGGUACAAGGUCGUCAACAACAGUCAGGAAACGGGGCUGAUUCGGAACCUCAAGAACCGGACGAUGGUGUAUGACAAGAUCCAGCGGCAGUUCCUGAUGGACGAGCAGCAGUCGCUGGUCAUUCCUAAGGUCCGGCCAGAGGACGCUGGCACUUAUCGCUGCUCCCUGUGGGCCAAUGUGGGACAUUUCAAUCAGCAGGCAGACGUCAUCCUGCGGGUGUCAGACUGUUCAGCGCCCUGGCUGGGCACUUCGCCCACGGGGAUGUCACCGCGGGGUCCUGAGCGAGAGGGCAGCGCAAGCCCCAACUCCACCUGCUGCCGGGAGCCACUGAUUCCUGUCCUUGCUGCUGUCCUGGGGCUGCUGGCCUUCAAUGUGGGGAAGGGGCUGCUCAGCAUCAUCCUCAUCCUGGUGAUCAGGGUCAGCCUCAAAUUCAAGCGAAGGAGAAAACAAGUGCGAAACCUCUGAGGGAGAAGCAUGGAGCAGACAGAAGCAGACAGAUGUGCCUUGGAGCCAAGGAGGAGGGGAGGGCAUGGAGCCAGGAAUGGCCACGGUGGCAGCACCAUGUGUCAGGGCAGAGCUCCACACAGACACGUCGCUUUAAAGGGCUUGCAGCAGCCGGCUCCGUGGAGCCUGUGUUCCCAGCACCAUGCCCAUCCUCUCUGUCCCCUGCUGCCUUGCUGUUCAAUACACCCUCAUGCUGCGCCUCGUUGCUACCUUAGACUGUGAGCUCACAUGGGCAGGGACAGUCUUUUCCUCUGUUUGGGCCCAGCUCAGCCCACUGAGCCUCUGGGUUGCUGCAACGCACAUAAUAAAUAACAGCCAUAACAGCACUGUGGGUAACAGCCUUUCCUGGGGCGCUGCGGUCCAAGCAGCUCCCUGAGUGCAGCCAUUUGGAUGAGGCCGUUUCUGUCUUGCUCUCGUUCCCAGAGCCAGCUGAGCCUUCGAUUCUCACUCCAAGUCAAUCUGCUGUGCCUCUGGCUGGAGGGCAGCAGCAAGAGGCUGGUGCCUAUGUAGCAUUGCACAGAGUCCAAGCUCCCCUCUCCUCUGGUCAUGAGGCUGGGACAAAUCAGUGCUGCUGCAGGAAAGAGGUGGAGGUGGGUGGACAUGGGGCCACACAGACAUU